This is a messenger RNA of Aspergillus puulaauensis, 3453 nucleotides long. RefSeq names its product ankyrin repeat domain-containing protein. Bases 1 to 3453 code for a protein of 1150 amino acids. Gene Ontology annotation, molecular function: protein binding. Lineage: Eukaryota; Fungi; Ascomycota; Eurotiomycetes; Eurotiales; Aspergillaceae. The transcript is spliced from 3 exons. The record is from RefSeq and is a predicted model, not a curated record.
AUGCCGAUCAUGGUCUGGCACUAUACUGUGCUCCUCAUGCUCUUUGGGGUAACGAGCGUUCGAGCAGAAGGCUGGGAAGAUUUCGAAAACAAUUUCGCUGCUGAUUUGGCACCCCUGGUCGCCCUCUUUGGCGAGCGGCUAACAAAACAAUUCCUGGCCGAAUCCACCAGCCUUCUGGACAACUUAAUCUUCGCUCUAUGCCCGCUGGGUAUUUUGACUGCCGUGGUGUCUCUCAUUCGAAUAUGCGGGAAUGCGUCUCUUCGAGCUUUCAUCGGCAGGGCCAACGAAGCGCCUGGAGAGGCAGAGAAUGAGCUGCUCUCUUGUGUAUCCGAAGGCACGGCGGAGUUAUUUAAUAACGGCGGUAUCUCCAGGGUUUCUGGCAGGCCUAGAAUUUUGGAAGUUGUUGUAUGGGAAGAGCAGGGCUCUUACAAAUUUGGGCAUCUGCGAGAUGCCCUUGAAGAUGGUGCUUGGUCCGCCGAGGGGGAAGAAAUUCAGCAUGAGAAAGGACUUCAUUCACUCCCUGAGCUUGAUAUCCCGAAUUUAUCUUUGAAUAAGGGUAUCAAGCGGAGGGGAAUCGCAUGGUUUUACCUUGCUGCUUUAAUGGGGAUAGCCCUACAAGGAGGUACACUUAUAUAUGCGACUAUGACGGUCUUUUGGUAUUCCAAAAUUUUUGAGGACGAUGAGGAUUCGCCCGCCAACUAUGCUCUCCCGCUCUAUCUUUACGGGUCGGUAUCCCUUAGCCUGGGCAUGUUUCUAUGUGCCUUUCUGAUAGAACGCUCAUCAAGCGAGAGCUAUUUAUACUCAACAAAGCCAAGUAAGAUAUAUUGGUUACAGCCUGGCCGGCAGUCAAUUGGAGAUCAGGAUUUUGGGGCUUUCCUUGCUGUUGACGAAAGCCCAUACUCAUCAAACACGCAGCACUUAACAUACACAAAAUCCUUUCGCGGCCCUGCACCAAAAGGCAGACGACCCUUCCUCAUCUUCACAAUCUGCAUCACUGCUACCGGAUUCAUUGCGCAAUUUGUUGGACUCCGUGGCCUGCAUCCAUCCGUCAUAAUUGCAGAUGUUGGAUCUACCCUUCUUAUGGCUGCGGUUCGCACACUACUGAGAACUAAGCGAAUCGGUUCAGAGGGGAACCGGUUUAGCAAGGACGAUCGGGAGGCAUUCUCUCACAAUCAACAAGAAUUGGAUUGCUUCGCGUAUCAGCUUGAGAACGUUGAAUCCUUCCGUUUAGUAUCGAGCCCCGUGCACCACACGGCGCGGUCACGGUCUGGAUCAUGUUCGACGGACAGCUCCUCGCAAACAUCAAUCCAGACUUCUGGUCUUGGAGCAAAACUCAUACGAACCAGAUCUCAGUUGGCAAAGCUCACUUCUUGCAGUCGCCACCCGAGUAUGGAUUGGGACGAUCUCCCAAUUCGGAAAGUGGCUCAGGAUUUGGCAAACACGAUCGAAAUGACAAUGGAGGUCGUCUCAAGAUGGAAGGAGGCUCCCAGUAGCACCUGCAGUUUUGAGCUUUCCUUCGCUUGCCAGCACAAUCACAAGUCUAUGGGCUCUCCGCUGGAGACGUACUCUAUUGCGCUUACACGGUCAGACGAUACGCUCCAACGGAGAGUCAACGAGAACGAGCUGGAGGCAAUAUUAGGGCUUUGGACCUUUUCGUUGUUGAAGUCGGAUCCAAAAUGGUUAGGGAAGGGCCUCGGACGGGCCGUGGGAUUGACCAAGGCCGAGGCCAGCGCCGAAGCAACAGACCUAUAUUUCCACAAAUGGAUCUAUCGCCAGAGAGAAGCUGUGAUGGUGUCAUCCAAGAUGAUAUCCUUCUCAGAGCAGAGUUUUGGUUACUACUCUGACGGUCGCCCGGAUAGCAAGGAAAUCCUUGUUGUGAAAACUGAAAACAGCCUGGAGGUCAUGGCUGCGCAGGACAUCUACAUCCAGUUUCUCAUGAGCAUCGUCCCAGAAAUCGAGUCUCUCAGCGGUGGGGUUGAUAUCCUUCCGGUCUCACAUAACGUUUUUCUAGCACAAAGCGCUAGCAUUGAUGAACUGGUGGGCUGUUUUGAAUCCGGGAACCUAGGCUCAAGAGAAGAUGCUUUGUUGUGCAUUGUGCCGGUGCUAAAACAUCAGAACCUUCUUCCUGAACUUGCUGGUGAUACAAGAGCUGUCCGAGAGCGUAUACAGAAGCUUACCUCUGACGGAAACUGGGACAGUGCAUUCGAUAUCCUUAAAUGGCUCUGUGAGCGCUGUGAAGGGAAAGAAUCUGAGCGAUCCGUAUACGAGCUUGGUCUUCUCUGCCAACGAGCUAUGCUCACUCGAACUGGGAGUGUCCGAGAAAAAGGCUUCGAAAAUGCCCAGUUCCUACUCCAGUGUGAUAUCAGAUCCCGAUUUUUCAGAGGCAUUAAAAGUCCGCGGCCUUCGCACUGGAUUCACUCGCACGUCCGGAGGGCAUGGUGGUCCAAUUUUUCUAGACAACUUGGAUGGGCCACAUUUCACUUCGCCAAUAAGGUCGGCCGACAUGGGACGACACAAUUUCUAGAAUCAAUUGGCCUAUCCAAUGCUUCAAUCUAUCAAGCGAACACCAGCAAUGUCGACUCAAGUGAACCGGGCAGCACUCAACAUAUGGUACUGGCAUUUCUGGAUCCGGAAAUAGAUGUUGAGCUGCAUGAUGCAGCUCAGCAUGGAUACGAGCGCUUUAUGGCCGCAUGCCUCGAUUCUGUUAACUCAUCUCAGCAAGCAGCUCUCCGUUACUGGCUUCUAGCCAGAUGGGCGGAAUAUGGACAGCCACUGCCACAUCUGGCCAUGAAGGCAUUCGUGUGCGCAGCAAAAAGCAACCCAGUAUCGGUCCUUCAGACUCUCGGACGACUUGGGUCAGAUAUCAACGCGAUCGGAAACGAAGGUUGUACGGCUCUGAUGGAACUGGUUGCGACUGGAGAUAUGGAGGCGACAAAGAAGCUGCUUAUGCAUGGCGCAGAUGUAAAUUCAUGCUCAGCGGCGAACAAUUUGAAUGCAUUGAGUUUCGCUGCUAUUCAAGGCCGGGAGGAACUUCUGUGUCUUCUCGUCGACUAUGGAGCAGAGCUCGAGCUUCGUAACUUGAUUGGCUAUACAGCUCUGCACUCCGCCUGCGCAGAGAACCAAUUGUCCAGCGCUGCCCUACUUCUCAGAAGAGGCGCAGAUAUUGAGACCCUCGCGACAGACGGGCGUACUCCGCUCCUCUCGGUGGUUGUUGGCGGUGAUCUGGACAUGGCCAACUUCCUCAUAGACAUGGGAGCCAACAUUAACGCCACGGACCAUCAAGGAAAUACGGCACUGAUGUUAGCGACAAACUUAGAAUACGGAGAAACUGUCCGGCUCUUGUUGGGUAAACAAGCCGAUAAAGAAAAGAAGAAUUAUAUAGGCAAGACGGCGCUUGACAUAGCGAAGGAACACGAAAAUGCAUCGAUUGUAGCUAUUUUGGAAGCUGCAUAG